Messenger RNA from Manduca sexta (tobacco hornworm), 3324 nucleotides. RefSeq names its product transcription factor GATA-6. Gene Ontology annotation, biological process: negative regulation of transcription by RNA polymerase II; cell fate commitment; positive regulation of transcription by RNA polymerase II. Gene Ontology annotation, molecular function: DNA-binding transcription factor activity, RNA polymerase II-specific; RNA polymerase II cis-regulatory region sequence-specific DNA binding; zinc ion binding. The transcript is spliced from 8 exons. Bases 149 to 2179 code for a protein of 676 amino acids. The record is from RefSeq and is a predicted model, not a curated record. Lineage: Eukaryota; Metazoa; Arthropoda; Insecta; Lepidoptera; Sphingidae.
CACACAGACGCAGGCAGCGGCGGCGCGGGCGGCGGAGAACGUCGGUCGGGUGUGCUAUAGCAGUGUCGGUCCGCGGCUCACCCGCCGCAUCCGCGACGCUGUGACUGUGAUACAACGUGAGUUAUAAGUGGAUUUAGUGUACAGAGCCAUGGAGAACGUCGGGCAAAUGGUCCGCAUCGGUACCGAGGAACAACGCGAGGAAAACUCCUCCGCGGAGGCAUUGCAGCUAGUCAAGAGCGAGGAGCGGCUAGAGAAUGAGCAGAGUGGGGAGGGCGAUGCCGGCAGUGGUGGGGUAGAACACCAGGCGAGCGCGGGGAGCGAGGCCGGGCCGGGCGACUCACCGCAGCCGCACUCGCAGUCGGUGAUCACCUCGCGCCGCGCCGUGCGCACUAUCACCGCCGCGGGACAUAUCACCACCGACGACUCCGAGAUCGGCGACGACGGCGUUAAGGACGAGCCGCCAGAGCAACCUCAGCUCGAUCACGACCCGCAGCACACGCAGUACGCGCCUAAAAUGGAGGACGGGUCGGAUGUACGCGAACAACACCAACACUAUGACGAAGAGCGACUAAGACUGGCCGAGGCAGAGACAGUGCGGUACCUUUCUUUCAAGCAGGAUCCAUAUCGCACAUUACAAUCACCGGCACCGGACAAAAGGUUACAGGCGCAAUAUGCACGUGCGCCGCCGCGGCCUGCGUAUGGCCGAGGGCUUACGCUGCGGUAUGGAGCCCCGCACCACGUCAUCGUUGCACAGGAUGGCGAUACAGACGAACAUGCUCAUGACGCCUUCCUCGCUCAUAAGGAGAAGACGGAAUUACAGGCGUACGCGGCUGCCGCCGCUGCAGAGAGCGUUCCCAGCUCAGGGGCAGAUGGAAGGCAAUACACCGCCGUACUAGGCGAGCAGGUGGCGGCCUCUACUGCGCUCGAAAUGAUACAGACCACGUCACUUAAUAAUCAACAAUCAGUUGGAGUUGCCUACCAGCAGGUUAAGUACGAGACCCGCGGCGAGACAGAGCCGAGGCCUACAACGUACGCAAGCUUGCAGCCCGUGACUUCUGUCCACGGCGGUUAUGCAUACGCAGGCCAGAGUCCGCAGUACGGCGGCGCGGGUUACGGGGCUUACAGCGGCGGCGGCAAGGAGCUGCUAACGUUGUACAGCGGCGCGGGAAGUGGAGCGGGCACAGCGGCGGGAGGCGCGCGAGGGGACGAGUCUCCGCCGGGACAACUGUUGUACCGCAGCGACCCCACACUGUCGUCCUCCUCGCUGACGGCGCGCGGCGCACACGUCGUCUAUGGCUCCGUAGUGCCCCAAUCACAGGCCGUGUAUGAGGCCCCUCCUAGUCCCAAUUCUCAACAGGUGACACUAUACACGCACGGCAACACGGUGCAGUACAAAGUGGGCGGCGAGCACUAUCUAGGCCAGGGUGCAGGCGUGGAAUACGUGCCUGUCUCAGGAUACGAAGGAGGCUUGCUGGUGGAGGGGUACCCUGCGCCAAACCAGGCGUGGUCCGCUCACAAUCUCCUGCCAAUCGAUGACGGCUUUGAUCCGAGCAUGGCAGGCAUGGGUGAGGUGAAGGAGUGCGUGAACUGCGCAGCCGCCACAACCCCGCUGUGGCGUCGUGAUGGCACCGGCCACUACCUGUGCAACGCGUGCGGGUUAUACACGCGAAUUAAUGGCGUCAACCGACCGCCAUUGAAGGGUCAGAAGGCGAAACCUCAACAGGCUCUCCCGACGAACGGUAACCGCCGCGUGGGCGUCACGUGCGCCAACUGCCGCACCUCCAACACGACGCUGUGGCGACGCAACAACAACGGCGAGCCGGUCUGCAACGCCUGCGGACUUUACUUCAAACUGCACAAUGUGAAUCGGCCGCUGAGCAUGAAGAAGGACGGCAUCCAGACGCGCAAGCGCAAGCCGAAGAGCAUGGGCGGCGGGCACGGCGGCGUGGGGCGGCCGGGCGGCGCGGGCUCGCUCUCCGUGGAGGCACACUCGCACAAGGUGCUGCCUCCGCUGUACGCGGCGGUGGAGGCGGGCGCGGGCGCCGGGGGAGCGGGCGCCGGGGCGGCGGGGGCCGGGGGCGCGCCGCUUCUGUUGCUGCCUGCCCCCAGACACCAAGCCGAUAUGGUUUCCACGCUAGAGCGCGCUGCGGCGGCGCCUGCGCACUACCGGCCGCCCUAACGCGCCCGCGACACGACCGACGCAGCGGAGCCACAAGACGUCGCGUAGACGAUCUACUUAGAAUAAAGUGAAUGAGACAAUUUGAUGUUCAAUGAAUAAUACCAUUGUUACACUAAAGCGCAUCCAAAGAUAUGAAGCUGGUCUUCGUGUUGUUAUGGUAGCGGGAAUCGUGUUGGCCACUCUAAAAUGUUACUUGCAUAUGAUUAUCAAAGGGGUCAGGAUUGGGCUGCUGAGCCCCUCUCCCCACUUCCUAUGGAUUCAGCAUAAUUACAUACUUUUGUAUGUAAGUACUUGUGUAAUGUUGAAUUAUUGAGACUAUCUAUAUAAAUUCCGUUUGCCCCCCGGAAUAAAAUUAUAGAAUUGUCCCUCUCUAUUUUAAAAGCUGGAUACGCCCAUGGUUCCUUAACUAUCGUCAGCUCGGUCUAAAAUAUUGUAGAUAUUCACAUUCCUUUGUUAUUCUUAGUGAUAACUUAAAAAUUCUGUUCAAUGUCAAUAGCGAACAUUAUACGUAUAUACGUAAUAUUGUACAUAGCAUAAUAUAAAGGCAUUCUGUAUAUAAAUAUCAAGGCAUACCUAAGUAUGACCUAUAUGUAAAAUAAGUACCCACGCAUGCUUCAUGUAAACGAGCGUCAUUGUAGGCUGAUAACUUUAAAGCGAGGUUUGGCCUAAAUCUUAGAGUGUAUUUAGUAAAAUAAUUUUAAUGGAGAAAACUAAAAUAUUAAAACCGCGACAAAAUCCGAAAAAUAGUUUAAUUUUAAUAGAAUAAUUUUAUUCGGUUUUACUUCUUGGUUAUAAAUCGACGUAUUCAUUUAAUUUUACAAGAAAAACAAAUAAUAGAGUCAUCUCUAUAUUGUGACUUCUAACUCGCUUUAGAGAUUUCAGUCUCACCCUAAUAUAGAGAUGAUGUGACAUGCCGUCUGCGGUCUGAGGUCACGUGACAAACCACAAAUAAACGAACAAUUAGUUUUCCAUCGCGUAGAGUAGCGAAAAAACGAAUUUAUUAAUAUAUACAAAUAGUUAUAAGUGUAAAUGUCAUUGAAUGAGAGUGUGUAUGCAUUGUAAAUAUGUUUAUUUAUGUGUCGUGUUGUAAGUUGUAUAAUAAGAUUUUUUUAAAUGAAUGGCGAAAUAAAAUUUGUUGCCUCCAA